Pyrus x bretschneideri (Chinese white pear) is the source of this 1580-nucleotide messenger RNA. Its product is annotated as thiosulfate/3-mercaptopyruvate sulfurtransferase 1, mitochondrial. Gene Ontology annotation, molecular function: thiosulfate-cyanide sulfurtransferase activity. The record is from RefSeq and is a predicted model, not a curated record. The transcript has 12 exons. Gene Ontology annotation, biological process: transsulfuration. Bases 162 to 1307 code for a protein of 381 amino acids. NCBI's taxonomy places the organism in Eukaryota, Viridiplantae, Streptophyta, Magnoliopsida, Rosales, Rosaceae. Gene Ontology annotation, cellular component: mitochondrion.
CCGAGGAAAUGAAUCUAUAAAGUAAAAUCCUGUCACCGUCCCAUUGUGCUGCUGCUGUAGAUAGAUAGAGGGAGACCCUUUGUCUUCUCUUUCACUGACACCUCCUCCUCCUCCUCCUCCUAAAAGCCAAACCCUUUUAAUUUCUAUGGUCUUUUGAGUGAAUGGCUUCAUCUCUUUUCGCAAGGACUCUCCUGGGUCAUCGCCUUUUCCACUCUUCGCCUCACUCUCUCUGCCAAAAGCCCCAAUUUUUCACCUCCCUCUUCAAUAAGGGAACAGAACACUUUCGAGCUGACCCUACCUAUACAAAAUAUAGAACAUCUGCCUGGGUUCCUCGUGUUAUGGCUUCAUCAGUUGCUGGCGCAAGAGCUGAUUUUACAACACAAUCUGUGUCUACAAAAGAGCCUGUUGUUUCUGUUGAUUGGCUCCAUGCUAACCUCAAAGAGCCUGAUCUGAAGGUGCUAGAUGCGUCUUGGUAUAUGCCUGAUGAGCAAAGGAAUCCAAUUCAAGAGUAUCAGGUUGCUCACAUUCCUGGUGCACUUUUCUUUGACGUGGAUGGAAUAUCAGAUCGCAAUACAAAAUUACCGCAUAUGUUACCAUCAGAGGAAGCCUUUGCUGCUGCUGUUUCUGCUCUUGGCAUUGAGAAUAAAGAUGAUCUUGUUGUGUAUGAUGGAAAAGGGAUCUUUAGUGCAGCUCGUGUGUGGUGGAUGUUCCGAGUAUUUGGCCAUGACAGAGUUUGGGUUUUAGAUGGAGGCCUGCCAAGGUGGCGUGCAUCUGGAUAUGAUGUUGAAUCUAGUGCCUCUGGUGAUGCAAUUUUGAAAGCUAGUGCUGCCAGUGAGGCAAUAGAGAAAAUAUACAAGGGACAAGCAGUUGGGCCCACCACAUUUGAGACGAAGUUUCAGCCACAUCUUGUCUGGACUCUUGAUCAGGUUAGAAAAAAUGUUGAGGACGGAAGGCACCAACAUAUAGAUGCCCGAUCAAAGGCCAGGUUCGAUGGAACUGCAUUAGAGCCUCGAAAAGGCAUAAGAAGUGGUCAUGUACCUGGAAGCAAGUGCAUUCCUUUUCCACAAUUGUUGGAUUCUUCAGCGACACUCUUACCAGCAGAUAAGCUGAAAGCCCGAUUUGAUGAAGAAGGUAUCUCCUUGGAAAGCCCUAUCGUUACUUCAUGUGGUACUGGUGUGACAGCUUGCAUUCUUGCAUUGGGUCUUCAUCGACUUGGUAAGCCUGAUGUACCAGUCUAUGAUGGAUCGUGGACUGAAUGGGGAGCGCAGUCCGACACACCCGUUGACAGUUCUACAGAAAGUGUGUAAUGGAGUGGUAUUGCCGGAUGCUUGUUGGAACCAUGAAUAGCCUGGGGUUUGCCAAUACUCAGAUUACAACGAAAGAGGUUGCAUCUCAAUUAAGACAUCCGGUAUAAGUCAUGCUAUUGAAUUGCAACCUGUGUUUUUCUUGUUAAAAUCUCAACCUUUAGUCCCCUCCCUUGUUUGAACACUGAUGAGAAUCAUCCUUGGUGGUAAAUAUUUCAAGUCGAAAACCAUGUACUCUUCCUUGGCUUGACAAAGUAAAUAAGUUUUGUUUCCAUA